Biomphalaria glabrata is the source of this 655-nucleotide messenger RNA. RefSeq names its product basic phospholipase A2 BFPA-like. The transcript is spliced from 3 exons. The coding region runs from base 233 to 655 and encodes 140 amino acids. The record is from RefSeq and is a predicted model, not a curated record. Lineage: Eukaryota; Metazoa; Mollusca; Gastropoda; Planorbidae. Gene Ontology annotation, biological process: arachidonate secretion; phospholipid metabolic process; lipid catabolic process. Gene Ontology annotation, molecular function: A2-type glycerophospholipase activity; calcium ion binding.
CUUAAGGAUUCUAACGAUUGUUUCGUAAAAACUCUUAAGAACUAUUUUGUAAUACAAAAUCCUUUUAACUAACAAGCUUUUAUUAAGGGUAUAAAUAAUACGAAAAAAGAAAGACAAUUUAGAAUUGUAUCCUGGAGGUGAAGUCUCACUAUAACCUGACACGAAAAAAAAAAGUGUCCACAACUUUUGCUGUUUACUAAGUCGCCCAAAAAAAAAAAGAUUUUUCAGAAUCAUGAACAUGCUGUUAAAUCUACUUUGUUUGAUUUGCUAUCAGUUGACUGUCAUUACAGGGAUGACCGUUGGCCAGCGGUCUAACUCAGGCCCAUUAGAGGAUAUCAUGGAAAUAGACUCAGAGACGCCCACCAAUUUUACAGAUAUCCGCCAUCUACAACACCACGUGCAGAGGCGCAGUGCAGUUUUAUUGUGCUACCAGAUGGAGCAAACGGCUGGACCUUCCUGCCUCAGCUAUUCCGGCUACGGCUGUUAUUGUGGUUUGGGUGGCCAAGGUAAACCAGUGGAUGACGUCGACAAAUGUUGUCAGUUUCAUGACCAGUGCUACGAUACUACCCCUUGCACUUUCCACUGGUACUCAUUUUUCGUCCACUACCACGUCCAGUGUAGCAACGGCCGUUGUCAAUGUAACGAGUGUAAGUAA